This is a messenger RNA of Ilyonectria robusta, 1012 nucleotides long. Its product is annotated as glycosyltransferase family 28 C-terminal domain-containing protein. The transcript has 3 exons. Gene Ontology annotation, cellular component: extrinsic component of endoplasmic reticulum membrane; UDP-N-acetylglucosamine transferase complex. The record is from RefSeq and is a predicted model, not a curated record. Lineage: Eukaryota; Fungi; Ascomycota; Sordariomycetes; Hypocreales; Nectriaceae. Gene Ontology annotation, biological process: dolichol-linked oligosaccharide biosynthetic process. Gene Ontology annotation, molecular function: hexosyltransferase activity. Bases 89 to 721 code for a protein of 210 amino acids.
AAGUCUCUCUUACAACACCUUGACGUCUCUUUUGAAUGAAUGACUUCGACACGCCGGAGUUUUCAUUUAUUCUUCCAAGAAAAAAACCAUGAGUGAAAAGAAAGGCCAUAUUGGCCGCUAUUGCCUGGUUACCGUCGGCGCCACCGUUGGCUUCAAAGAGCUAACCGCGGCGGUCCUGCAUCCGAGCUUUUGGGAGUUCCUUAGCUCUCGAGGCUUCACCCAACUCCACGUACAGUGUGGGCCAGACGUGCCAUGGGCCACCGCGGAGCUGGCUUCCCACAAAGAUGAAGUUCCAUCGAGCCUUUCCAUUUCCGUCUUCGAUGUCACGAAGAACCUCAUGAAAGAUGAGAUGACGCUGUGCAAGGCAGUCGACGGGGAGCGACGCCAAGGGCUCGUCAUCUCGCAUGCAGGCACUGGGACUAUACUCGACGCAUGGAAACUAGAUCUGCCCAUAAUCGUGGUCCCCAACACCCUACUUCUGGACAACCACCAGACCGAAAUGGCCCAGCACCUAUCAAAGGAGGGAUACGCAAUUCAGAGCUCUAGCCAGCCCAAUGAUCUCCAAGGAGCAAUCGAUAAGGUGGAGCUUCUCUGGGAGGAGAACAAGACACGCUGGCAACCCCACGAACUCUCGCCCCGGAAGAAAGGCAGACUCAGCUUAUGGGACAUUAGUGCUGGCGAAGUAGCCAAGGAAGAGAACUCACACAUGGCCCAUGACUAGAGGGCGGACAUGUUGAGGAAUGUUCUUCAAUACUUGGGUUAAAGCACCGGUGUUUAGGCAACGAUUCACAAAGAUAUUUGGCGGGAACUACGAAUGACGUUUAACGGCGGGAACAUAUCCAUGGGGUCGGGCGUUCGGUCGAUUGAUCAUCUUCGGGUACAAAACCGCCAUAUUUUGCUUCCGAAUUUUAGGUCUUGAUAAAUUCAACGUUUUAUUCUAGGUAAUUGGGAGUCGCUCAAGGCAGGUUCUCAACAUUCCACAGCUUGACCGUCACAUCACCGCCUGCACUCG